Molecule: messenger RNA, 2391 nt
Organism: Penicillium verrucosum
Lineage: Eukaryota; Fungi; Ascomycota; Eurotiomycetes; Eurotiales; Aspergillaceae
Exons: 4
Coding region: 1-2391 (796 amino acids)
Molecular function (GO): protein binding
Source: RefSeq, a predicted model, not a curated record
AUGAGAUUCCUUUCUCGUGACCCAUUGGUUGAUUUGAUUCAAUAUACAGCAAACACGGCUCGCAUUUGGUUCUCUCCUGGUUUCAAUAGUCAAUUCACCAAGUCCCAGAAGACUAUCGAGCAGUACACCAAACAUCUUGACCGGCUGAUUGCUACGGCUGCUAUCAAAGCCUCUCAUAAGCACGACAUUCACAUCCUCGAUAUCCUCCAAACAUCACAUGCAGCACCUGCAUCACCUCCAGUACCUUUACCGGUUUCGUUUCCGUUUCGAUUUCUACAAAAUUGCAUUCGGAAUGAUCAAUUCUUCGGACGAGAAGAACAGAUGACACGUCUGGAUUCCAUUUUCUCCCAGCCAUAUGCACAGAGCAUACAAAGUGUUGUGAUACACGGAUUGGGUGGAAGUGGGAAGUCGUCAUUGGCCAAAGAGUACAUGUACCGUCGCAUGGGCAGAUAUGAUGUCGUGCUUUGGGUAUAUGCAGACGACGUAAGCAAACUCAAUACCCAGUUUAUUUCCUUGGCGAGGGCACUGGGCAUUUUCACCCACGAAGGUCAGGCCCGUGAAGCCGUUCUUCAUUUCAUCAACAACUUACUGGUUCCAUUUCUCAUUGUUUUUGACAAUGCCGACAACCCUUCGAUUUUGUCGUCAUAUUGGCCGAGCUCGGGACAAGGCUCGGUGAUAAUUACUAGCAAUAAUCCUACUACUCGUGAAGAGGGUUACGCACAGCACGGCAUUACUACGGCAACCUUUGACAAUAACACUGGCCCACAGUUUCUCUUAUCACUACUUGAUGACAGAAAUUGGAGCUCAGAGGAUAUCAGAGCCAUCCGUGACCUCUCUCAGCAAUAUGAUGGAUUGGCUCUUUGCCUCCGACAGGCUGCAUCGUUCAUGAGGUCAAGACGAUGCAGUCCAUCCCAGUUUUUCAAGCUUUAUCAAACUCGACAUGCUGAAAUUGAUUCCUUCCCCAUACCGAACUAUAACAAAAACGUGAUAACAGUUUGGGAUAUGUCGAUGACCAUGUUAUCUUCAGAUUCAGUGGUCCUGUUGGAUGUGUUAUCUCUCUUUGAUCCCGAUUCAAUCCCAACACAGCUGUUUCAUCCGAGGCAAAUGAAGCAUAGAUAUGGUGCAUUCCUGGAGGACCAGAUGAAUGUCCUCAACGCCGUUGAGGGCUUGAUCAGUCAAUCUUUCGUCGAGUUCAACGAACAAGAAGAGACACUCCGGAUCCAUCGUUUCUUUCAAAUGGCAACUUUUCGACGGCUGAGUCAAAGUCUUGAGAGAUUCCAGAAUUCCAUCCACCUUGCCACUGAACUCAUCCAUAACUAUUUACCCGAAGACGACCUGGUCUCAGUGAGACAGCCUCAACGAUGGAAAUUUAUCGAGGGGGUUCUGAGUCAUGCCUUCAGCGUUUACCGCCAAACUGUCUCCGGCGCGCCUGGCCACGUAUCAGCAAUGCUCCUUCAAUGUUUGAGUCACCUGGUGAACUACGGAUUUGAAACUGGUCAGUAUGCUUUAGGGCAGGAGGCCUUCCAGAAAGCGCAGGCCAUCAUACACAAAGUGUAUCCCUUGGAUUCCAUUAUUCUGGCGCGACUGUACUAUUACCACUCAAGGAUCUGUGCAGAAGAGUGCAGGACCGAGGAUAUGCUACACUCAAUACAACUCUCCCAGGCGUACUUUGACGAAGCAGCAACCGAAGACCCCGAUCUGCAUCAUUCGGCUCUUUACAAAUCGAUAUUGUCCGCGCAUGGCAAUGCGUGUACCGGAAUGAAACAAUAUGCGGAAUCUGAACGCCUUCUGCUGCACGCCAUCGAAUGUUGCAUGAAACUAGGCACAGAGCAGGAAUGGAGCUUGGGCAACUUAACGCAGAAUCUAGCAUGCUGCUACCUUUGGUCAGGCGACCUAGAGAAAGCGGAGCUCACUGCGAGAAGAGCUCUACACCAACCAAACACAAAUCCCGAGGCUGCAAAAUACACAAUGGGAAAUAUAAUGUUGCAGAAGGGGUGCUACGACCAGGCACUUUCGCUGCACAAAGAGGCCCUGGCCACUUACUGCGAGACUAUGGGGCCUGACCAUCUCACUUCUUCGGAUUCAUGGAAUAAACUUGGGUGCAUACUCUCCAUGCCCAAGUUUGCGGAUCAGCAUAUCAGGGAAGCAGAACAAUGCCUCAGAGAGGCCCUUCGGAUUGUGCAGCUACCGGCUAAUUCCGGGAAUUAUAUCUCUGGCGUUCUGACCGCUAGAAUAUGGUGGCGGCUUUCUGGGAUUUUGGGCACAUGCGAGGAAUCCCAGACCAUGCAGGCAAAGGCUUUGGAAUAUUUGGAGGCUCGGAUAGGACACAAGGUACCUUUUGAGGAUGUUGGGAAGGCUUUUGAAGAUUUGGUUUUCUACUGGAGCCGCUGA